Molecule: messenger RNA, 2687 nt
Organism: Heteronotia binoei (common prickly gecko)
Lineage: Eukaryota; Metazoa; Chordata; Lepidosauria; Squamata; Gekkonidae
Product: cytochrome P450 2K6-like
Exons: 9
Coding region: 154-1641 (495 amino acids)
Biological process (GO): xenobiotic metabolic process
Cellular component (GO): cytoplasm; intracellular membrane-bounded organelle
Molecular function (GO): oxidoreductase activity, acting on paired donors, with incorporation or reduction of molecular oxygen, reduced flavin or flavoprotein as one donor, and incorporation of one atom of oxygen; heme binding; iron ion binding
Source: RefSeq, a predicted model, not a curated record
AUAGUUGAAGCACACAGAAAAUGGGGGAACUGUUAAAAUAAAAUGCACAGGUUCAACGAUCGGUGAGAGCUUAUACUGGACUAUAGCAACCAUUUGUGCUGCUUGUUUCAGUGGCCUUGAUCGAAUUCUAUUGCAACUUCUCAUUUGAAGAAAAUGGGCUGGAUGGAUCCUAUUUCCAUGUUGUUCUUAUUUGCCUUUACACUUGUAUUCCUUUGGAAAAUGAGCAGUUUCUGGAAGAGCAGUAGCCAAAAGUUUCCACCAGGACCACGCCCGUUACCACUGAUUGGAAACCUGCACCUAAUGGAUCUGAAUAGACCUUACAAAACCAUGAUGAAGUUCUCUAAAGAGUACGGACCUGUCUUUAGCAUCCAAUUGGGAUUCCAGAAAAUGGUCGUUCUGGCAGGUUACAAGAUGAUAAAAGAAGCUUUGGUGAACCAGGCAGAUGCCUUUGCGGACAGGCCUGUGAUCCCAAUCUUUGAGGACACUGAUCAUGGCCACGGCAUUGUUUUUGCUAAUGGAGAAAACUGGAAAGUGAUGCGCCGGUUUGCGAUAGCCACGUUAAAGGACUAUGGCAUGGGCAAGAAGACCAUAGAAGACAGAAUUAUCAAGGAGUGUCGUUGCCUGAUACAGAAAUUUGAAUCUUUUGAAGGCAAACCAUUUGAGAGUACUACCAUCAUGAACGCUGCCACCGCCAAUAUUAUAGUGUCCAUAUUACUUGGCAAACGAUAUCAAUAUGAAGAUCCCACUUUUGUGAGACUCCUGAAGUUGAUCAAUGAAAAUGUCCGCCUGUUGGGGCGUCCCUCAAUCAUGCUCUACAACAUGAUUCCUGCUCUGGGUUUUCUCUUUACUGGUCGCAGGACAGUUCUUGAGAACAUGAAAGUAUUUCACGCCUUCAUACAGGACACCUUCAUAGAACGCCUCAAAGAACUGGAUGUGAAUGACCAGAGGAGCCUUAUUGAUGCGUUUCUAAUCCGACAGCAAGAGGAGAAGAACAAGAGUGAUGGAUUUUUCCAUAAUGAAAACCUAAAAGUUCUUGUGAGGAACUUAUUUGGUACUGGCACAGAGACCACUUCGACUACGUUGCGUUGGGGCAUGUUGCUGAUGAUGAAGUUCCCCGAAAUCCAGAAGAAAGUGCAAGAAGAAAUAACAAAUGUAAUUGGGUCUGCUCAGCCACGGAUAGAGCACCGAGCAAAACUGCCCUACACAGAUGCAGUGAUUCACGAAGUUCAGAGGUUUGCUAGUGUUUCCCCUACUGCCUCAUUACAUGCCACCGCUGCAGACGUCACUCUUGGAGGCUACUUCAUUCCAAAGGGUACACAUAUCGUUCCAUUACUGUACUCAGCGCUGUAUGAUGAAUCAGAGUGGGAAAAACCACUUCAGUUCUUUCCAGAGCACUUCCUUGAUUCCGAAGGAAAGUUUGUCAAGAGAGAUGCCUUCCUGCCUUUCUCUGCAGGUCGGCGAGUGUGUGCUUGUGAGAUCCUGGCCAAAAUGGAGCUUUUCCUCUUCUUUGCGAGUCUCAUGCAGAGAUUCACUUUCCAGCCAGCCCCUGGGAUGUCUACAGAAGACCUGGACCUGACCCCUGCAAUCGGGAUCACAGCGUCCCCGAUGACCUACAAUUUCUGUGCUUCGCCACGUUCUUAACAUCCCACUGGGCUUAACCUCCCCUCUGUACACCAUCCUCCUCUUCUGCACUUUUCUGCCUGCCAAGAACAGAUCAGACUCAGUACAAAUGGUCUAUGCUCCAUUUCAAAUCUUUGUGCUUCAUACACCUAGCCGUGGAACCCCCCCAAGGAUUGUAUAGAGACAUGACUUAGUUCCAAAUUUUGCCCUCACUUUUUGAGUGAUUUGCUGUACAGAGGAGGAAAACAGUGAUGUUCACGUGUCUGUUAAUUUCUUGUAUUGACACACUGGAGACCCUUUCAGUUAUCAAGAGAGCCAGUUUGGUGUAGUGGUUAAGUGCGCGGACUCUUAUCUGGGAGAACCGGGUUUGAUUCCCCACUCCUCCACUUGCACCUGCUGGAAUGGCCUUGAGUCAGCCAUAGCUCUGGCAGAGGUUGUCCUUGAAAGGGCAGCUGCUGUGAGAGCCCUCUCCAGCCCCACCCACUUCACAGGGUGCCUGUUGUGGGGGAGGAAGGUAAAGGAGAUUGUGAGCCGCUCUGCGACUCUUCGGCGUGGAGGGCAGGAUAUAAAUCCAAUAUCUUCUUCAUCUUCUUCUUCUUCAAACAACCAAGUUAGGGCACAAUGCUAUCUAUUUCCAAGUGAGACUGAUCUAAUAGUACCAGCUAUGCCGAAGAAGCAAAAAUGUUUCAUUAGUGAUGUAGCUGUUAAUGGAAGCCAAAUUUGUGUUCUGUUUCAGAUUUUUUUUAAAAAAUGAAAGAUUUGUGAAAUGAGGGUAAAUUACUUUCCAUACUAAAACUGUGUGAAUAAUAUCUGUACAACAUUAGAGGUGACACCUGGAUUUAACAAAAACAACGACAAGACUUAAUCUGCACUAUACCUGAAAAGCUAUCCCCCGCCCCCCAUCCCUCGCAGGCACUCACAGGAAAAGUGGGGUAAUGGGACGGGGUAAUUGCUUGGCAUCACUUGAUGCAGCAUCACUUCUGGGUGAAGACCCAAAAGUUUCGUCCAUUUUGGAUCCUCUCUAUGUUUUUGUUUCAUUAUCUUAUGCCAUUAAAGGUUUUGAAAGU